This is a messenger RNA of Amaranthus tricolor (Joseph's coat), 1164 nucleotides long. Its product is annotated as exopolygalacturonase-like. Gene Ontology annotation, biological process: carbohydrate metabolic process. Gene Ontology annotation, molecular function: polygalacturonase activity. Lineage: Eukaryota; Viridiplantae; Streptophyta; Magnoliopsida; Caryophyllales; Amaranthaceae. The record is from RefSeq and is a predicted model, not a curated record. The transcript is spliced from 4 exons. Bases 1 to 1164 code for a protein of 387 amino acids.
AUGGAUUUCAAAGCAUCUCUUACAAAAAAUUCUCUCAUAUUAGUUUUAAUCUUUUGCUUAAUCACCAAAGGGCAAUGUCAAGUAAAGUUCUUCACUUUGGAAAAUUAUGGUGCUGUCAAAGGUGGAGAAGUGGAUAAUAGUAAGGUGUUAGUUAAAGCAUGGAAUGAUGCGUGCAAAUGGAAGGGUGCCUCAAGAUUAGACAUAUCUUCAGAGACUUACUUUGUAAAUCCAGUAAUAUUGAGCGGCCCAUGUAGUGGCCCAAUAGAAUUUCAUAAUUCGGGCACUUUGAAGGCUCCAUUGAGCUUGAAACCGGGCUCUUGGAUCGAGUUUCGUCAUAUCAACAGACUGACACUAACUGGAGGUGGGUCAUUUGAUGGUCAAGGCCCACCAAAACAACCUAAUUCUAGGCUUUCCUCGAUGCUGAGCUUAAGCUUUGUGACAAAUUCAAAAGCAGAAAACAUAAAACUAAGGAACAGCCAAGGGACCCAUUUGAUAUUAUUUGCAGUGAACAAUACGGAGUUGAAUGAAAUAAGGAUAUCAUCCCCAGAAGAAAGUCAUAACACGGAUGGCAUUAAGAUUGGAGCUUCAAAUGGGAUUACAAUAACAAACUCAAACAUAGCCUCAGGAGAUGAUUGUAUUGCCAUUCUCACCGGAUCUAAAAACAUAACCAUAAGUGGUGUUAAUUGUGGUCCUGGACAUGGAAUUAGCAUUGGAAGCAUGGGACAUUCGCCUAAUGAACAUGUGGAUCAUGUUACUGUCAAACAUUGCAAUCUCUCUGGUACUACUAAUGGUUUAAGAAUCAAGACUUGGGCUACUGAUUAUCCUGGAACUGUAUCAAAUAUUCAGUAUCAGGAGAUUAUCAUGGAUAAUGUUUAUAAUCCUAUCAUUUUUGAUCAACAUUACUGUGAUGCUGGAUCUUGUGGACAGGGGACUUCAAAAGUUGAAAUACAAGAUGUGACGUUCAGCAACAUACAUGGAACAUCAAGGUCAAAGAUUGCAGUGAAUUUACAAUGUAGUAGGAGUACACCGUGUAAUAGAAUAGAGUUGGAGGACAUAAAUAUAAAGUACAAUGGGGAAGAUGGAACAUCUAUUUCAAAUUGUUCCUAUGCAAGUGGCAAGGUUUCUGGUGUACAACUUCCUAAACCUUGCCCCUUAUUUUCAUAA